This is a messenger RNA of Pangasianodon hypophthalmus (striped catfish), 2346 nucleotides long. Its product is annotated as probable E3 ubiquitin-protein ligase RNF144A-A. Lineage: Eukaryota; Metazoa; Chordata; Actinopteri; Siluriformes; Pangasiidae. The coding region runs from base 489 to 1283 and encodes 264 amino acids. The record is from RefSeq and is a predicted model, not a curated record. The transcript is spliced from 4 exons.
UGUUGCCAGUAAAUUGCUGUAAAGAUCACGUAUUUUUUUUCCUUUUUUUUCUCCAGUGUAGGGACACAAGAAUGAGUCGAACUGGCAGACAAACCUAUCAGGGUCGAGUUUCUCAAAAGCAUCGUAGCACAAAGAUAAUCGUUAAAUAGAUUAGAGCACUGUAUUUCUCAGUUUUAGAUUAUCUUAACGUUACGACGCAUUUGGGAAUCUCAGCCCUUAAUCACAUAAUAAAAUAGCGUCAUCAGGUCUGAGACAAUUUAAAACGAUAAUUUAAAAUAAAUAGUUUGUAAUAAUUAAAAUAUACCAUCAGUUCAGUAAAUCUGCCUAGUAGGCGUGCUCUUUAUCAGAGGCUCCACCCCGCAGAUAUUUUGCUACCAGUCUGACAGGCAAAAUACUUUUCAGAAAACGAAAGCUGGACAGUGAAGCAGGAGACAGAUCUGACAAUAACUGAUCUGACAGUAACUGAUCUGACAGUAACUGAUCUGACAAUGACGGAGCAAAGAAGGCGCCACAAUCCUAAAGACAGCACCCUGAGAUUUGUCACUAGAGCGGAUGACAUUACCCUUGAUGAUGAUCCCAAUACCCAGAGAUUAGAGAUGUCUUGUGGCCACGCUGUCACGCCUGAAUCCCUCACAGCCUACUGUCGCAGUCUUCUGGAUAAGGGUGACUACAAAUUCGUGUGUCCAGCUAUAAAGCAGGGAACUGAUACAUGUGGGGCUGAGUGGCCAUACAUGGAAGUGCGGAGGAUUGCUUUACUGACUCAAGAAGAGCAGAACCACUUUGAAGAGACAAUGGCUGUAUUGGCAGCAGCUAAGUACUGUGAAUACAACCCAUGCCCCGGUUGCAAUUCAUAUGUUGAGAGGCAGGAUUUGACCAACCUCUGUGUACUCUGCACCAUCUGUACAUCAGAUACUGGUGAGAGGUUUGAGUUCUGCUGGCAGUGUCUGAAGACGUGGAAAGGGCCAGCACCUCGCUCAGACAAGUGUGACAACAGCAACUGUGUUAACCCAACACUUGAGAAGCUAUUAAAUUGUAAGGACACAACCCUUCCUGAGGUUCAAGACCUAAUAUGUCCCUCACUGCGAGCUUGUCCUACAUGUGGAAACCUGGUAGAGCAUGACACAACAGGGUGUAAGAAUAUAAUAUGUAAUCGCUGCCAUAUUGAAUUCUGCUUUUCUUGUCUGAAGAUAACUGAAGAUUGUCUAGAAACAAGCUCAUACUUUAAACCUUGCUCAGAUGGUGUAGCACCUCGGCAAACAUCCAUUCCAACCUGGAGAAAGUAGGUAAUUGAAAUCUUGGCAUAAUAUAAACACCAAAAAGCACAUUUUGUGUCUGCUUAAGUGUUUCUAUGAGUAUAGCUUAAUAGUUUAAUAAUAUAGGAUAAUACAAUCUAAAUGCAAUAUGAUCAAAAGUAAAGCACAGCUGUCUUCAGGCUAUAUUGAAAAGUAUAAUAUGUUUGUCUUUAUUGUUAUUAGUUUUAUAACAUAAUUUUGAUUAUCACAGAAAAGAUAGACUGAGCUUUUUAGUUCAAAAGGCCUCAUUUAUCAAGCUGAGUAUGAACUGCUUUAUUCAUAAAUUGUUCAUGGGGCAUUUAUGCAAUAAAUUUGGUAUUCAUGAAGAUCCUGUAAGUUUAGAAAGUGUCUUGAAGGCUCUUCAUUUGUAAACAAUCCUUCUGGCUGUAGAAUGGUGAAUUUCAAAUUGAUGGAGAUGGCCUUAUAACCCUUCCUAGAUUUAUGAGCAGCAAUAAUUCUUCUCUCAGGUCAUGGCUGAUGUCCUUUCUUCUUGGCAUGAUGUAGACACACGAGUGCUGCCAAACUGCCAAAAUUUCUGAUUUUAUAGAGGUACUUACACUUCUCGAUGAUUAACUAAUCUUGUGUGUUUCAUUAGUAACACCUGGCUGCUAAUUACUCUCUUAAUAAUUGUGGUAGUAGGAAGGGUAGUUGGUGAAAAUAACUACAUAUUGAAAUUUGUUGUGUUUUUUUUUUGUUUGUUUGUUUGCUUAUAGAAGUUGGUGAGGACCACACAAUUGUUAUUUAGGCUCUGAUAAAUAAAAACAUAGAAUUGAAAGAGGUUGUACUUUCUUUUUAGCAUGACCGUAGUUUGCUAUGAGUUACUGCACUUUUAUAUACAGAUUAUGCUGUCAAGCUUCUAACCUGAAGUCGCCAAGAUUCUUUGCUUUGAAUAAAAAAAAAAAAUAGCAGUUUCCUUGUGUGGUGUGCUUGGUAUCUAUGAUCAUUUGGGUACAGAAGCUAUAUAUAUAUUUUUGUCUGUUUUCAUGUCAAGACAUUUUGUUUCGCUAUUAAAUAAUAUAUAUACCCUUGAGUCAAAAUAACUCUCACCUCUAAC